Messenger RNA from Phoenix dactylifera (date palm), 1196 nucleotides. RefSeq names its product Chaperone DnaJ-domain superfamily protein. Gene Ontology annotation, biological process: protein folding. Lineage: Eukaryota; Viridiplantae; Streptophyta; Magnoliopsida; Arecales; Arecaceae. The record is from RefSeq and is a predicted model, not a curated record. Gene Ontology annotation, cellular component: endoplasmic reticulum membrane.
GCACCCGAAACCACACCCGUGGGCGCACCGACCCGGUAAUCCCUCUUCGACGGUCGAUGGCGUCGCCAGCUUUUCGCUGUCUCUCGAUCUCUCCUUCCUUUCUCCUUCCCUCCCUUCUCCUUCUCCUCUUCCUUCCAAUCGCUUGUUCCAUUUACUGCGACGAAGACGACUGCUACGAUCUCCUCGGGGUUUCUCAGCAUGCCAAUGCCUCGGAGAUCAAGAAGGCGUACUACAAGCUCUCCCUCAAAUAUCAUCCGGAUAAAAAUCCUGAUCCCGAGUCGAGAAAGCUGUUUGUUAAAAUUGCAAAUGCCUAUGAGAUCUUGAAAGAUGAAGCCACAAGGGAGCAGUAUGAUUAUGCAAUCGCACAUCCUGAGGAGGUAUUUUAUAACACAGCUCGUUACUAUCGUGCAUACUAUGGACAUAAAACAGAUCCUCGAGCAGUCUUGGUGGGCCUUCUUUUGGUUGUUUCUGCAUUACAAUAUCUAAACCAGUGGAGCAGGUAUACACAGGCUGUAAGCAUGGUGAAAAAGACACCAGCUUACAAAAAUAGGUUAAAGGCACUGGAGCUUGAACGCACUGGGGGAGUAACAAGUAAGAAGAAGGGUCAAAAACACUUGGACAAGAAAGUGGAAGAAGAGCUUAGUAAUGAACUCAAAUUGCAGAUCCAUGGAGCUGAGAAACCAACCAUAUGGAAACUUUUUGGUGUCCAAUUUGCACUUCUACCUUACACUCUAGGCAAGGUACUAUUAUGGAAUUCCUGUUGGCUUUGGAGAUAUCAUAUAAAGAAAUCUCCUUACUCAUGGGACGAUGCUUGUUACUUGACACGGGCUAGCCUCAAAGUACCUCCUGAUGCAUGGCGAAAUAUGGAUGAAUCGAUGAAGAGUAAUCUUGUCCAGAGACGCUUGUGGGAGAAAAGCAAUAUGGAGAGCUAUCUAGCAGAGAUGAGAAAAGAAUCAAAAUAUCGAAGAUAGUAGGUUUUUUGCCUUCUUAGAUCAAAUGCCACUUAUUCCAAGUUUUCACUUAUAUUUAGAACUAUCUAGAAAAGGAAAUGUUUUAGUUGGUUAUACCAGAGAAUAUUGUAUUGCACAUUCGGUUUGUAUUUUCAGCAACCAAAAUGUCAUUCAUAUUUAUCAAUUGCAGAUUUUUGAAACUUGACUUAUAGUCAAUGACAUGUUCAUAUCCGUUUUUUUUCUCUA